Molecule: messenger RNA, 696 nt
Organism: Musca vetustissima
Lineage: Eukaryota; Metazoa; Arthropoda; Insecta; Diptera; Muscidae
Exons: 4
Coding region: 1-696 (231 amino acids)
Source: RefSeq, a predicted model, not a curated record
AUGCCGGUGAAAUCAUCUAAAGCUACACUGUAUAAAUUACUAUUUUUAUUCUUGGUAAUCUCUGCUGUUGAUCUUGGCCUUGCCGUUCCCACAAAAGUUGUGAAAGAUGAUCCGAUUAAAGAGAGUCUGGAGGAACUUAAUGACUUAAAUGAAAGUUCCAUAUUGAGGGAUUCAUCAUCGAUGACCUCACAACCCUACUCCCACCGUGAUGAGGAUAUGUUAACGGAUCCCAAAUUGACAACAGUUUUCGCCAAUUACAAAUAUGAUGUUGAAAUUCUGGAAUCGGGUGAAGAUAAAAGUUCAGAGCUUGCAGAACUUGAGGAGCGUUAUCAUGGACCAGCAAUAGUCAUUAAUACCGAUGAAUUUAUUAAUGAAAAUAUUGAAAUGAAUGCUGCCGAUGAAGAGGAGAGAGCCGACAAGAAAGCCUUAGCCACAAGUCAUUUAAUUUUGAGUAUAAUUUUGGUUGUUUUGGCGCUGGUUUCGAUUGCCCUGUACACAGCUGUGGUUAUAUGGCGUAAUCAUAUUGAGCAACGUUAUGGCAUGCGCGAAUUACUGGUCACCAAUGAUAAUCAAGAUUAUUGGCCUCAACAUAUGACAGAUACAGCGGCCGCAGUUCCACAGCAGGCAACACAACAAAACUUGCCUCCCUCAGUGCCCCACCAUCCGCGACAACAACCUCAACAUCAAAGUGCAUAG